Fusarium verticillioides 7600 is the source of this 1961-nucleotide messenger RNA. RefSeq names its product ADP-ribosylation factor 6. Gene Ontology annotation, molecular function: GTPase activity; GTP binding. Gene Ontology annotation, biological process: vesicle-mediated transport; intracellular protein transport. The coding region runs from base 411 to 971 and encodes 186 amino acids. Gene Ontology annotation, cellular component: cytoplasm. The transcript is spliced from 4 exons. The record is from RefSeq and is a predicted model, not a curated record. Lineage: Eukaryota; Fungi; Ascomycota; Sordariomycetes; Hypocreales; Nectriaceae.
ACAAGAAGGGAUUGACCCGUCCGUCCCUUUUUUUCCCCUGACGGGGGGAAAAGAGAAGAGUCCAGAUUUGAUUUGCUUUGAUUGAUGCUUGCUUGAUACUAGAUCCAUUUCUCUCUGAUACUGUAGUAUUCCAACGUCUACGUCUACGUCUACGUCUUCAAUCGAAACGACACCGCCAAGUUACAGAGUCCUUCCUGUCGAAACUACCUUGCGACACGGAUAAACAAAACAAACAAACGUUGCGAUACGCGCCGACGAAGCAGCACAAGGUGUAUUGCUUCGAAACGAAACACGACAACGCAACUCAACUCGACUUCCUUUGUAUUCCUACCACAUCACAUCACAUCACACCACCCACGAGCGCAUACCGAAUAAAACAUAACCGGACACCCUCUACACAAGCCGCAAUCAUGGGCGGCCAAUUCUCAAAGAUGAUGGGCAAGAUCUUCGGAUCAAAGGAGAUGCGCCUCCUCAUGCUCGGUCUCGACGCUGCCGGAAAGACAACUAUCCUCUACAAGCUCAAGCUCGGCCAGGACGUCACCACGAUUCCCACGGUCGGCUUCAACGUCGAGACGGUUACGUACAAGAAUGUCAAGUUUAACGUUUGGGACGUCGGCGGUCAGGACAAGAUUCGUCCUCUGUGGAGGCAUUACUUCAGCGGUACUCAGGGUCUUAUCUUCGUUAUCGACUCUUCCGAUAGGAACCGAAUGGAGGAGGCCAGACAAGAACUUCACCGUAUCAUCAACGAUCGUGAGAUGAAGGACAGUCUACUACUCGUGUUUGCCAACAAGCAAGAUUUGGCAGAGGCUAUGAAACCCCAAGAAGUCACCGAGGCUCUCCAGCUCUCCAAGCUCAAGGACAAGGUUUGGUACGUGGUGCCCAGCUGCGCCACCACGGGCGAGGGUCUUCUCGAGGGUCUGGCGUGGUUGUCCAACAAUGUCAAGGCCCCUCCGACUCCGGCUAAGAAGUAGACGAGGAGCGAGUCAUGCGACGUUUCUUCGUCUUCACCCUGAGGGCUUUUCACUACCACGCUAUCUCGAAACGAUCCCGAAUUCUUUUCUACCUCCCGAGCCUGCAUCUCGAUAUUAAGAGUUACAAGCUAUGUCACGCUUGAGGUAAAGGAGGAUGAUUUCGCCCAUACCACAUCUCGGGAUCAUAACAGCCCUCCUCUCCCCAAGGAGAAAUCACCCCUCAAACCCUCACUACGCCCUUUCCAAACUCCUCACACCAAAAACAACUCGCCGAAUUUGCUGAAAUACCCGGACUGUUUAUCAUAUCUUUGCUUCUUCUUUUUUCUUAAUUCUUCUAUUUUACCUGACUUCUCGCGUUGGAAGUCAAACCUUGAAACUGUUCUUGAUGAAGGGGGGAUGUGGGGAGGAACUUUACACACACAACCAAAAUGAUAGAUAAUUCACACGGGAUGGAGCAGGCAGUUUGUGGAAAAAGAGAGAGAGAAGAGAUAGGCAGACGUAUCUGAGGCAUGUCGACCUCGAAAGUCUUUUUUGUAUUGUUGAAAUCUUUGUCGUUUUGCUGUUUUUAUACGUUUUCCGUAUCGUUGGUGAAAGAGAAGAGAAUCUGUGUUGAAAAAUAAUGUCACUGGGCCCCCUUUUUUAUGGUAUUUGUUCUAAUGAUAUGGCACCCUUUUAUAUUUCUUCUGGGGUGAUGAUGUGAGAUGGUUGGAAGGGUAAAUCGGUGAUGUGGAUUUAGUGAGAUGGAGAGACAAAUACGACAAUAUUUAAACUUUCCAUGGAUCCUUGUGCUUAGCAGCCCAUCGCAGGCUGCACGGGAUUGCUGCUUUCUUGGUGACAGCAGUGCAACUCAAACUCUUAUAUAGUCGUCCCUCAGCUCUGGUAUAUAGCAGAUCGGCUGAGGCUUUGUUGAAUGCCAUUCAGAUCGUCAGUGUGAGGGCUACUACCCGCUGUCCUUUCAAGGAUAGACCAUACAGCCUUCACCUUUAUCAC